AUGUACAGGCUCACAUUUGUCUUUGUUAUCGCGGCAGUCGCGUGUCAGCAACAAGAGGGUGCGAAACGCGUGCCCAAAUACGCUGGUGACCCAAGAACGGCGGCCAUAGUCCAAGAGGCCCGGUAUCUUAGCGGAAACGGAGCUUUCGGUGCUGCGUACCAACAGGAAGAUGGAAUCAACUUCAAAGAGGAAACCGACGCGGACGGUAACCGCAGAGGCAGCUACUCCUACAUAGACCCCACCGGACAAAAGAAGACAGUGAACUACAUCGCUGGAAAGAACGGUUUUCAAGCCAUCGGUGACCAUAUCCCAACAGCUCCAUUAGGCGCUGCCCCUACCCCUGGAUACACCCCAGACCCUCAAUACCAGGCACCAGAAUACCAGUCAAAUCAGUACAGUGCACCUCGCCAGUACUCCGCUCCCCAGCAGUACACAGCACCCAGAAAUUACAAUGCGCAACCCAGCGUAGAUGAUGGACAGUACCACCCUGAGUUAUACGAACAGGAGAGCAACUCUGCUCCUCAACAGCAGUAUCAGGCGCAACAGUACCAAGCUCAGCCACAAUAUCAGCCCCAAGCACAAAGUCAGUUCCCAGUGAACAACAUAUACCCUGGUACGCAACAAGCGCAGUACAGUGGUAUCCAGUCACAGCAAUACAACGCACCCCAAGCCAGGGAGCAAUACUACGAGCCCACGACACCUCCCCCAGCGAGAUUCUUCCCCCCCGGAAAGUUCAGCUUGAACAGAGCACCUGACGGCUACACUUAUUCAUUCCACAAAGUUUAA
Molecule: messenger RNA, 786 nt
Organism: Leptosia nina
Lineage: Eukaryota; Metazoa; Arthropoda; Insecta; Lepidoptera; Pieridae
Source: the annotation of a GenBank genome assembly